Chinchilla lanigera (long-tailed chinchilla) is the source of this 3438-nucleotide messenger RNA. RefSeq names its product gem (nuclear organelle) associated protein 4 (gene Gemin4). Bases 80 to 3256 code for a protein of 1058 amino acids. Gene Ontology annotation, cellular component: SMN complex. NCBI's taxonomy places the organism in Eukaryota, Metazoa, Chordata, Mammalia, Rodentia, Chinchillidae. The record is from RefSeq and is a predicted model, not a curated record. Gene Ontology annotation, biological process: spliceosomal snRNP assembly; rRNA processing. The transcript has 2 exons.
CCAUUGUGCCGUGGCGCCUGCGUCGCCCUGGCGGCCUCUGUGAGGAGCGGCGGCCCGCGCCGCCGCCAGCGUCGCCGCCAUGGACCUAGGACCCUUCAAUAUCUGUGAAGAAAUGACUAUUCUACAUGGGGGCUUCUUGCUGGCUGAGCAGCUCUACCGCCCGAAAGCACUGGCAGAACUGACAAAGUCUGACUGGGAACAUGUUGGGCAGCCUAUUGUGGAGGCCUUGAGGGAGAUCUGCUCGGCCACCGUGCAUUCCCAGCCACUUGCCUGGAAGAAGAAAGCUUUGAUCAUCAUCUGGGCCAAGGUUCUUCAGCCCUACCCUCCUACUCCUCCUGACACUGAAACUCGGUGGCAGGAAGAUGUGUUCUUCUCUGUGGGCAACAUGAUUCCUACUAUCAAUCACACAGUCCUUUUUGAGCUGCUCAAGUCCCUGGAAGCUUCUGGACUCUUCAUCCAGCUCCUCAUGGCUCUACCUACCACCAUCUGCCGCACAGAACUAGAGCGGUUUUUGGAGCACAUGACUAUUGACACUUCUUCCAAGGAUGUGGCCUUCUUCCUUGAUGUCUGGUGGGAAAUGAUGAAACACAAGGGCAAUCAGCAGGAUCCCCUGCUGUCUCACUUUAGAACCAUGGCCCAUAAGUACUUGUCCUCUACAGAUGAGUUCUCUCAUCCUCCAAAGAGGUUUAAGUCAGACCCAGAUGUGUGUCCAACCUUGCCUCUGUUGGCCAUGUUGCUUAAAGGACUGAAACAAAUCCAGAAGAGAAUUCUGAGCCUUGGGAUGAAGUGCUGUGCAUUAGCCAACUUGGCUGACAUGCUGACGGUGUUUGCACUCAUGGAAGAUGACCCCCAGGAAGUGUCUGCAACCAUGUAUCUAGACAAACUGGCCACAGUGAUCUCUGUGUGGAACUCAGACACCCAGAACCCAUACCACCAACAGGCUCUGGUAGAGAAGGUAAAGGAGGCGGAGCGAGAUAUUAGCCUGACCUCACUGGCCAAACUACCCAGCGAGACCAUUUUCCUUGGGUUUGAGUUCAUGCACAGCCUGCUGCAGGAGUGGGGUGAGGAACUGCAGGUCCUGCUCAACAGCAGCCAGGGGAUAAAUUAUGAUAGCUACCGGCUAUGUGACAGUUUGACCUCCUUCAGCCAGAACUUGAAGCUGUACCUGGAUACCACCAGCUUGUCCAAGGAGGAGAGGGAGGAGGUCUCUGAGUUGGCAGAGUGUGUCAAGGAUUUCCUGAGAAAAACCAGCAGGGUGCUGAACAAUAAGGGCUUUGAGGACAUCACUGCCUCCAUUGCCAUGGCCAUUAUUGAGCAGAAGAUGGACCGGCAUAUGGAAAUGUGCUACAUUUUUGCUUCUGAGAAGAAGUGGGCCUUCACAGAUGAGUGGGUAUCCUGCCUGGUUAAUAACAGGGCUCUCUUCCAAGAGCCAGACUUGGUUCUAAGGCUCCUAGAGACAGUGAUGGAAGUCACUAUGACAGACAGAGCCAUUCCCCAAUCCCAGAUCAAACAAGUAAUCAGCUUGAUCCUGGAGUGCUAUGCAGACCUCUCGCUGCCAGACAAAAAUAAAGUGCUUUCAGGUGUCCUGCAUUGUUGGGGGCGAAAAGGCCUCUCUGAAAGGCUGUUGCCUUACUUGCAGAGUUUUCAGGAAGACCUCAAUACGAUGUUCAACCAGCUUGCACAGAGUACCUCUGAACAGGGCUUGGCUAAAGCGGUUGCUUCUGUGGCCCAGCUGAUAAUACUGCACCCGGAAAUCACAGUGAAGAAGAUGUGCAACAUGGCCGUGGUCAAUCUUGGGACUCAGAGGUUCCUAGCUCAGAUUCUCACUGCCUUCCCUGCCCUUAGGUUCACAGAAGAGCAAGGGCCAAAUCCAUCCACCACUUUUGUGGUGUUGUGCCUCAAAGAAUCUGUCUGGACAAAGUUCUCUACACCCAAGGAAGAGAAGCAGUUUUUGGAACUCCUGAGUGGCCUAAUGAAUCCUGUGAAACCCCAAGGAAUUCCAGUUGCUGCCCUUCUUGAGCCAGAUGAGGUGCUAAAGGAAUUUGUCGUGCCUUUCUUGACACUGGAUGCCACAGAGGUAGACGUAAGUCUGAAGAUCUUCAUCCAGACUCUAGAAGUAAAUGUGGGCCUAGAGGAAUAUUGGCUCCAGACCUGUUCUCCAUUCCCCCUUAUCUUCAGCUUGUGCCAGCUCCUGGAUAGCUUCAGCAAGUACUGGCAGCUUCCUCAGGAAAAGCGGUGCCUUUCUUUGGAGGGGAAGGAUCUGGUGAUCCACAUCCUGGAGCUCCUCUGUGAGAUUGUAUUAGCAAAUGCUGAGACCUUCUCCCCAGACACCUGGAUCAAGUCCCUAUCCUGGCUCCACCGGAAGUUGGAGCAGCUAGAUUGGACUGUGGGCCCAAGGCUGAAGAACUUCUUUGAGGGCCACUUUAAGUGUGAGGUGCCAGCCACACUUUUUGAGAUCUGCAAGCUUUCUGAGGCUGAGUGGACCUCUCAGGCCUACCCAGGUUAUGGGCCUGGCACAGGGCUUCUUGCCUGGAUGGAGUGCUGCUGUAUCUCCAGUGGAAUCUCUGAGCAGAUGUUCUCCCUCCUGGUGGUGGAUGUGGGCAAUCCUGAAGAGGUCAGAUUGUUCAGCAAGGGCUUUCUGGUGGCCCUGGUGCAAGUCAUGCCUUGGUGCAGUCCCCAGGAGUGGCAGUGUCUUUACCAGUUGACCAGGAGACUAUUAGAGAAACAGCUCCUGCAUGUCCCUUAUAGCCUGGAAUAUAUUCAGUUUGUUCCCCUGCUGAACCUGAAGCCCUUUGCCCAGGAGCUCCAACUCUCUGUACUCCUCCUGAGAGCUUUCCAGUUUCUCUGUAGCCAGAGCUGUCGUAAUUGGCUUCCUAUGGAAGGGUGGAACCAUAUAGUCAGACUCCUCUGUGGUAGUCUGACCAACCUCCUGGACUCGGUUAGGUUGAUACAGCCAGUUGGUCCAUGGGCUCAAGGACAAGACCAGAACCUGACCCAGGAAACGCUGUUUGUUUAUACCCAGGUGUUCUGUCAUGUUCUGCAUAUCAUGGCCAUGCUCCCCCAAGAGGUCUGUGAACCACUCUAUGUGUUGGCCUUGGAAGUCCUCACCUGCUAUGAAACCCUGAGCAAGACCAACCCUUCUGUUAGUGCCUUGCUCCAGAAGGUAAAUGAGCAGCGCUUCUUAAAGUCCAUCGCUGAGAACAUUAGCCCCGAGGAGCGGCGACAAACCCUGCUGCAGAAGAUCAGCAACUUCUGAGCUUUGUAGGUCAGAGAAAAGCUGGGUCCGUAGGGGCUAAAGCUGAGAAGCAUCAGCUUUCCAGUUAUGUCUGAUUGUAUGCAAGAUAAAAGGCAUAUGGUAAUAACAGUGUAAACAAAAUAGUUUCUUAGGUAUUUGUAACAUACAAACUAUAAUAAAAUUCUCUUUUGUCUUGAGUCUUA